Molecule: messenger RNA, 1101 nt
Organism: Saitoella complicata NRRL Y-17804
Lineage: Eukaryota; Fungi; Ascomycota; Saitoellomycetes; Saitoellales; Saitoellaceae
Exons: 3
Coding region: 1-1101 (366 amino acids)
Biological process (GO): attachment of spindle microtubules to kinetochore
Cellular component (GO): mitotic spindle; DASH complex; mitotic spindle pole body
Source: RefSeq, a predicted model, not a curated record
AUGUCCAGUCAUAUGCAAUCGAACGGCUCAAUAACGGCGGAGACUGAGCGUCUGGAACAGAACAUCACCUUGACUCUCCAGGAGAUUGACCACAACUUCUCUAGAUGCCAUCGCAUCAUCACAACUCACAUUCUUCCGAUUGUCGAGCGGUAUGCUGAGCAAUCGCGGGCUGUGUGGGACGGAUCCAAGUUCUGGAAACAAUUCUUCGAGGCAUCUGCAAAUGUAUCGCUAAGCGGAUACGAAGACUUGGACCCAAACAACCCCGAAACGGACACCACGGCGCACACCACCAUGUACACCGACGUCUCCCAAUCUCACAUCGCUCAAACACCCCGCAACACCGCCGAUGAACGCUCCUUCUUCUCCGAUGUCGGCGACACAUCGACUCCAAACCCUCCACCAGUCCUCCAAACACCUGCACGCGCCUACGAAUCUUCAUACGAUUCCGACAGCACCCCUCUACAACCCGUUGCCCGUGACUACGGCGACGCAACGCCCGGUUCAAGUCCCAUGACAAAUACGAAUGGCGCACCCUCCACAACUCGCGGAAACAAAGGUCCCCUCCUCCACCGCGUGCUUGACAGCAAUUGGCGCGUCCAGGCGACGCCGCACCGGAAUAAUCCAGUCUACGCAUCACCCUCCGACGCGUCGUCCGCUACGCCUAAACUCGAUCUCGAGAGUCGCGUGUGGAGUUCACCGGUUCAGGGGACACCGAAGGCAAAGACGCCGAUGGGUAAAUAUGGUGAGUUCGAUGACUCGGAUGAUGAGGAUGGGUUCCCGCCUGGAAUGUCGCCGCCUGUGACUAUGCAGUUCUCUUUGCCGGCAUCAAAGCUACUGAAAACACCCGCAAAGGAGGCCGCAAACCGGUUGGUCAAGGAGGCCCUGUGGACAGCAGGUCGUGGAGGUCACAACGUCCCCGAGUCUGUGGAGAGUGGUCAAGGCUCAUCAUGGGGACGCCUUGACGUCGAUGAUGGAGGCAGCCCUAUCAUGUACAGAGGAAGAGAGGGACAAGGGGAUGAUAGUAUGAUGGGUGGUGUACAAAGACUAAAGCUAGAGGAGAAUCAGGACGUUGGUGAGGAUAGUGGAGAAUGGGAGUUAUAG